AUGCAGCUGCUUCCAUCGAGCAUGAUGUUGGUGAUGGGAGGAUACGGAUCACCAGCGCCUGGAUGGCAAGGUCCGAGCAAUCCCGACGGCUUCACCUCGCAAGCCCCAGAUUUUGACAUUGGUGCUCGUCAUGGAGAAAUCGUUUUGGUUGGCGUCUCCUUUGCUGUAAUCUUCAGCGUGGAUCCAUUGUGUGUCCGAUCCAUGCGUGUCAUGUCCGGCGGCCAAAUUGACGUCUGUUUCCUUGCAGCUGGUGCUAGUGCUACUCCUCUGUACCGAGGUGGUCUCACUCGGAUUAAUGCAAGCCUCAUCUCGCUACAUGACGAAUGCCUGGCCGACGAGAAAGGUGUGGAAGCCAAAGACAGGAUUCCGCAUGUGGAAGAUUGUCCGCUCGGCGGUGCAGCGCUUCGCUGUCAGAUCUUGCCCAAAUCAAUCUUGCUGUGGUACCUGGAUGUGCCGUGCAUACGGGCUUCGGCCGCAAGCUCCAAACAUGGCCGUGUGGAUGCUGAACACCAAGGGCAGCUUAGACCGCUGAAAGCCAGCACAAGCCGAGGACCGGAGCUCGAUCCUUGCACAGACGAGUACGAAUGGAGAGGUCGUCAUGAUCAGCAAGCUGAAGCUCACUAG
Molecule: messenger RNA, 624 nt
Organism: Moesziomyces antarcticus
Lineage: Eukaryota; Fungi; Basidiomycota; Ustilaginomycetes; Ustilaginales; Ustilaginaceae
Exons: 3
Coding region: 1-624 (207 amino acids)
Source: RefSeq, a predicted model, not a curated record